This is a messenger RNA of Macrosiphum euphorbiae (potato aphid), 792 nucleotides long. Lineage: Eukaryota; Metazoa; Arthropoda; Insecta; Hemiptera; Aphididae. The record is from the annotation of a GenBank genome assembly.
AUGCUACCACAAAAGAUGUCGUACCGUACAAUUGCUUCAACUGAUUCAGAGUCAUGGAGAGACCAAAAAACAAAAACUUCCAAAAAAGUAGGAGCACUGAGAGCAGCUCGUGUGAAAACUGGAAAUAAAAAAAUAGAUCUACCUCCAUUAAGUGAUUUUGAUAAAAAAGUCUUUGGUUUGAUGGGUCAUGAUUAUGUUGAAGGAACUGAAUGUGCAGACUAUUGGCCAGAAGAACAAGAGGAUAAUAUUGAACGUUUAGUUGCUGGAGAUCAAGGGAUAUUUGAUGCUGAACCUUCAGUGUUAACUUUGAGGCAAACUACCGAUAUAGAUCCAGUUACAAUAAAUGAGAACAUAAAUGAUCUGGAUGAAUUGUUAGCUACAGUUGAUGACAACUAUGUAGUAUUACAACCUUAUUGUGAAGAUGAGUUUACAUCAAAACAUCUUUUACAAGAAACUUCAAUUUCAGCUUCCAUAGGACCAUCCCAAUCUACUCCAAAAAGUAAUUUACUAGCAACUCCAAUUUCAGCUUCAAUAGGAGCAUCUCAAUCAAUUCAAAAAAAGCAAAUGUUGACAAAUAAUGCAAAGCAAGUGAAAUUAAGUAAUCAACUACAGACUGCCAGAGAUGCGUUCUCAUUGAUUGCUGAAAAACAAGUUGAAGCAAAUUUUAAAAAAGCAGAUGCACUUACAACUAUUGCUACAGCAUUGGAGAAGUUAGCGGAUAACGAUAAAAAAAGGUUGGAAAACGAAAAACUUAUAAUAGAAAUCUAUACUAAAGUUAUAGAUAAACUAUAA